CAGGCCGUUCCCCGGGCGGGGCAAACAAUUCCUCUGCCUUGCAGAACAAGGUGCCGCUCGAUCGCAACACGCGUCCCUUCGGAAAUUUGACCCUUCACUUCAGAAAGAGGUCUGAGAAAUGAGUAAGAGUAAGAAGAUUCUCUACCCGCAGUGGCAUCUCAUAGAGGACACCCUCCCCUUUCAUGGGGUGUAUGAUUUGUCCUGGCCCAGAACAGAUUUUGGGGUGGGCACCCCCAGGUCACAAAUCGGGAGAAGAGUGAAGACAGAAAACUGUGCCUGAGCAUUCCUGUAUAAUGUCAGACCCAUGUUGAUUCUGUUCCCAAGAUCUUUAAGGCGGCUGACUUCACAUCUGUAACAAUGGCUGACAUAAUAAAAGAAAGGAUUGAACUUCAAAUGGCAGAAUUAGAAAUGCUUUUUUCUAUGUUUCCUAAUAAAGGAGAAAUAACUCUUCAAGAUGAAAAUACUCUCCUUAAUGUUCAGAAAUACCUGAACAAUGCAAGUGAAAAUCUGCCACAUAACAUUGAAUACUCUGUUGCUGUUGCUGUUGAUGAACCAAAGGAAAAAGUAAAUUUGCAGGUAGCUUUGCCUCAUGACUACCCCCAGGUGCCACCACAUCUUUUUGCAAGAUCAAAUGCUCUAGACAGACAGCAACAACUGCAGCUCAACAAGGAUCUCACUUCUUUUAUUGCUUCUUUGGAGCCAGGAGAACUUUGCAUAUGUACAGCUAUGCAAUGGUUGGGAGACAACAGUGCACGCUACUUACAAAAUAGUAAAUCCCACUGUGAAAGUGCACCAAAAGAGAGAGUACUUAAAACGGUAUUUAACUGCAUGUGGAUUUACAGCCACCACAUAUAUAGACAAGAACUAAGAAAAAAGAUUUUUGAUUGCGCAAAUAAAUUAAAUCUCACUGGUUUCUGCCUAACUGGCAAGCCUGGGAUCAUUUGUGUGGAAGGUGUCAAAGAAAGCUGUGAAGAGUUUUGGCACGUUAUAAGAUAUCCCAACUGGAAACACAUUUCCUGCAAACAUGUUGAGAAUAGAGAAACUGAUGGAAAUGGGGAUAAUUUACGUCUCUUUCAGACUUUUGAAGAUUUACAGUUCCAAGCCCAUGGAGAUUAUGGCCUGAGGAAUGACUAUCACAUGGACCUUGGUCAGUUCCUAGACUUCCUUAAGGCGCAUCAAAGUGAACAUGUAUUUCAGAUCUUGUUUGGCAUUGAAGGCAAAUGUUCUGACAAUUAACAAAUAAACUGUUUUUAAUUUA
This is a messenger RNA of Rhineura floridana, 1258 nucleotides long. RefSeq names its product RWD domain containing 2A (gene RWDD2A). Bases 358 to 1236 code for a protein of 292 amino acids. The transcript has 5 exons. The record is from RefSeq and is a predicted model, not a curated record. Gene Ontology annotation, molecular function: protein binding. Lineage: Eukaryota; Metazoa; Chordata; Lepidosauria; Squamata; Rhineuridae.